ACGGACCACAUGGAUACACAUGGUGCACGUGGUUUUGCCCCCUUGUUUGGUUUCCACCUGCGCGUUUAUGUGGUCGUUUGAAGUUGUUUACAGUGGACACUUCCGAUUUUCGCAAUCAUCGUAAACAUCUAAAACUGCCGUCUCUGCGGUCAUGGUGAAACCGGCUAAGCUGUGGUCCACGGACCUCGGUCUGCCGGCUGACUGCGUCGAGUUCUGCCCAGUUAGACCCGAAUUGUUCGUCGUUGGGAUGUACAAGUUGGAUGAAGAGGCAGGCGAGCGCCACGGCGCCUUGACUACCUUCCAGUGGCAUGGAGGAGCAGACGUGCAGCUGUUGUGCCAUUCUGGCUCUCUGCCAGGAGCGCUCGAUGUCAAGUGGAAGGACAACAUACUGGCAGGCGCCUUCUCCGAUGGCUCAGUGCGGCUAUGCCAGCUGCGCAAGGAACGGCUGGAACCAGAGGCUUCUUGUCAGGCCGCAGACUGCCUGGCACUGGCUGUGGCUUGGGCACCGGGGGGAGACAAAUUGGCUGCAAGCUGCUCCAACGGGUCUGUCUCGAUACUGAGCUGUGGCUCGGCUUCCUUGGAGUCCAUGGCGGAGAUCCAGUGCCACAACUUUGAAGCUUGGAGCGUUGCCUGGGAUGCCGCACAGCCGCACGUCUUCUACACCGGAGGUGAUGACUGCCGAUUCUGCUGCUGGGACGAGCGAAGCCCUGUGCAGGCUGUCCGCACGUUGCGCAGGCACACCAUGGGAGUGACAGCCAUCGCGCCACAUCCCAACCAGGGUCACGUGCUGGCGUCGGGCAGCUAUGAUGAGCAAGUGCUGCUGUGGGACACACGGAACUUCUCCAAGCCUUUGGCCGAGGGCCAAGCAGGGGGCGGUGUCUGGCGGCUUCGCUGGAGAACGGGCCUUGCGCAUCAGCAGCAGUUGCUGGCUGUUGCUGCAAUGCAUGGAGGAGCGUGCGUGCUCGCUCACAGCACUGCAGAUGCCCUGAAGAUUGUGUGCGCCUAUGGUGGCCACCAGUCCAUGGUGUAUGGCAUCGACUGGGCAAGCGAGGACACUCUGGCGUCAUGUUCCUUCUACGACAAGCACCUGGCGCUGUGGCGGCACGACACCCUCCGGGAGUGACGGCUGUGCCACAAAUUACGCAGCGUUACCAGAUUAGGAGCAACCAAUUAACCACAAGCUGCCCGAGCAGAACAUUGUUGUGUUCUUGCAUUUUCCUGGCUUCUUUGCUAAUGUUUUUAUUUUUUUACGCCUCUGUUAACGUGGCAGUCAAUGCCAGAGGCGAUAUUCUCGAGCCAUCACUUUUGGGGAUACGAUCACUUUCGCAAGAUUUCACACAACUCCGCACUGGAUGCAUACACAGCCGACAGCGUUCCUGGCACCAGACGAAGAUAACGAGUUAGCGAGAUGAAGAUAGCCGACACGUCUAGUGCCAAGUCACGCAAUAUCUCGCAAAGGUGAUUGUAUCCCUGAAAGUGAUCGCUUGAGAAUACCACUCCAGCACUCUCUCAAGAGUCACUGCCACUUUCUCAGUAAAAUGUGCUUACAAAAAAUUACUUAACAGAAGCAGAAACACCUUGUACAUAUUUAAAAAAAAAAAAGUCCCUUGUACCUCCAUUAUUGCUAAAUGCGUGCCUUAUUUAUUACCUGUGGAACACAAACAGGGGCCAAGCAGGCAUACUACUGCCAACAGGCCGCGCCACACAGUAAAUGGUGGCACAAACCUCGCAGCGAAAUGAAAAACAUGAGGCAAACAAAAUGUCAAGUUUGUGAAACCAAUGCUGCUGCUGCAGCUGUGGUGUUUGUUUCCACCUUUGGUGUAAAGCUGGUCAGCCACAACUACAACAGAGCCACACAGCUAGGGUUGCCAACCAUGCCGAAUUUGGCGGGACCAGUCCCGGCCUUUUGAGUGUAUAAAGCUCGUUGAAGAACAACGA
Messenger RNA from Dermacentor albipictus, 1938 nucleotides. Its product is annotated as diphthine methyltransferase. Gene Ontology annotation, biological process: protein histidyl modification to diphthamide. Gene Ontology annotation, molecular function: protein binding; diphthine methylesterase activity. Gene Ontology annotation, cellular component: cytoplasm. The record is from RefSeq and is a predicted model, not a curated record. Lineage: Eukaryota; Metazoa; Arthropoda; Arachnida; Ixodida; Ixodidae.